This is a messenger RNA of Brachypodium distachyon (stiff brome), 1148 nucleotides long. RefSeq lists its product as uncharacterized. Lineage: Eukaryota; Viridiplantae; Streptophyta; Magnoliopsida; Poales; Poaceae. The coding region runs from base 467 to 844 and encodes 125 amino acids. The record is from RefSeq and is a predicted model, not a curated record. The transcript has 2 exons.
CAUGCGUAACAUCAGCAGCCAGCAUGAAAACGUUUCUUCUCAAGUGGAGAUCGAGCUGGGUGCCUGUGUUUCUCUGCACGCGUGUCUUCCUUCUUCUAAUUAAGCUGGAGCCUGAUAGAGCCUGCACCGACUCGAUCGGCUGGAUCUAUCUAGCGAAAUUACCGACCAAGAUUUUUAUAGAUCCAGCUGGGGUGGGUUUGAGAUGGAUGUGUACUGUCUGGCCGCUGGAUUAAGGUUGUCGUGUGCACCCCCUGCCCCUGCCUCCCCACUUUUCCUUUAUUUUCAUGCACGUACCCCGGCCCCUUUCUCUCUCACACACAUAUUUAAUACGCCUCCGGCCCUCCCUCCUCUCGCCCCUACACUUCCAUCCCCCUCCUCUCUUUCCCACAUCUUCUGUUCUGAUAUUCCUGAUCUCACUCUGCUGCCCUCCAUAUUGCUUCUACAUCUGAAUAUCUGAUAUCUCGCCAUGGCCGGGACGGCAGCCACCGUCUGCUCCAUGUGCGGUGACAUCGGAUUCCCCGACAAGCUCUUCCAGUGCUCGCGCUGCCGCUACCGCUUCCAGCACUCCUAUUGCACGAACUACUACGGCGACGGAGCGCCGGCGUCGGCAGGGGCCGACACAUGCGAUUGGUGCCUGAGCGACGCCGCCACCGGCAAGGCGAGAAGGUGCGCGUCUGCGGCCGGGAAGCAGCAGCAGGCCUCCGGCAGCCAUGAUUCGUCCACGACGAGCCCCACCGGCAGGGCCGUCGACAAGGCGGCCAGCGGCGGCGAGCAGGAAAGCGGGCGGAGAGGGACCAAGGUGGGCGGCCGCAGGUACAAGCUGCUCAAGGACGUCCUGUGCUGAUUAGUCUUAGGACUAUGGAGCAAGAGCCUUAUAAGUAAGAUAUGGAGUAGCUAGUUAAUUAUGACUUACGUUACGUAGUAGUACGACGAUCGAGUUAAGUUAGCCUAUAGCCGAAGUAGGUGUAGCCAGUUUGAUGUGUUGCAUAUAUUUAUGCGUAUUUGUAUAUGGUUUGUUUGUGUGUUAGGAGUAGAUCGACGACGCGCGUUGCUUUUAUAUGGUGGUACUCAGCUGGCUUUGGUUUCCCUUAUCUUAUGCUGUUCGUGUCAUUGUGUGGCCACAAUUUAUCUAGGAAUUAACGUACGUA